Pseudopodoces humilis (Tibetan ground-tit) is the source of this 898-nucleotide messenger RNA. RefSeq names its product ring finger protein 223 (gene RNF223). The record is from RefSeq and is a predicted model, not a curated record. Gene Ontology annotation, biological process: protein ubiquitination. NCBI's taxonomy places the organism in Eukaryota, Metazoa, Chordata, Aves, Passeriformes, Paridae. Gene Ontology annotation, molecular function: ubiquitin protein ligase activity.
AUGGAAUCCUCUGCUCUCCUCCCAGCCCGGCUGCCGGGGGGCACCACCCGGGAGUCUCCCAGGGCUCUGUUCCUGGCCGGGGGCUCCGUCAUGUCGUGUUUCCCCCAGCUGUGGCACUCGAGCACUCCGGACUCUCCGAGCAGCCCCGAGCCGGCGGCGCCGCCGGUGCCCCUGAGCCCGCUGGUGCUGAGCUCGCCGGGGGAGGGCGGCCGGAGAGGCUCCCCGGGUUCGGCCAGCCCCGGCUCGCCCAAGCCGGCCUCUCCGGUGGAGUGCUCCAUCUGCUUCACCAGCUACGACAACGCCUUCAAGACGCCCAAGGUGCUGCAGUGCUCGCACGUGUUCUGCCUGGAGUGCGUGGCGAGGCUGAGCGCGGCCCUGCCCGGCCCCGCCGGGCCCGGGGAGCCGCUGCCGUGCCCGCUGUGCCGCCAGCCCACGGCUCUGCCGGGCCGGGGAGCGCCGGGGCUGCGCACCUGCCGCCCGCUGCUCGCCACGCUGCCCCCCGAGCAGCAGCAGGAGCGCCUGCUCUGGAUGGACGGCACCAAGCUCUGCUGCCGCCGGGCCUCGGACGACGCCGAGAACCCCGAGUCGUGCCUGUCCAUCGACGUGGCCAUGAGCAAGGAGGACAGCGCGGAGCCGCCGCCGCCGGGGCUGGCGGGGAGGCUGUCCCGCUGCGAGCUGUGCGACGAUUGGAAACGAAUCGUGCUGCUCUCGGCUCUGGUGCUCAUCCUGUUCUGCAUCGUGCUGUGGCCCGUGCAGUGCGCGCUCAAAACCGGCAACCUGCGCUGCUUCAGCCGCCCCGCCAGACCCCAAUUCUUCACCCCCAAAACCACCCCGGCACCGGCGGCGGCCACACAGCUCCCGUUCCUCUAGGAACCCCUGGAGCUGCUCCGGGACGGGA